AUGGAGAACAAAAACAGCUUCGUUACGGACUUUUUGAUGGGCGGCGUUGCCGCCGCGGUCUCAAAGACCGCCGUCGCGCCCAUCGAGCGUGUGAAGAUGCUUAUCCAGACGCAGGACACCAUCCCCGAAAUCAAGAGCGGCAAGAUGCCACGUUACACCGGUAUCCUGAACUGCUUCGGCAGGGUGUGCGCGGAGCAGGGUGUGGGCUCGUUAUGGAGGGGCAACGCUGCCAACGUGAUUCGCUACUUCCCCACUCAGGCCUUCAACUUCGCCUUCAAGGACUACUUCAAGACCUUGUUCCCGCGUUACGACCAGAAGACCGAGUUCUGGAAGUUCUUCGCCGCAAACAUGGCCUCUGGCGCCAUGGCCGGAGCGAACUCGCUACUGAUCGUCUACCCGCUCGACUUUGCCCGUACUCGUCUUGCGAGUGACGUGCGCAAGGAGGGCCAACGCGAGUUCACUGGCCUAGUUGACUGCCUGAUGAAGAUUCAGCGUUCCACUGGUUUCUUCUCUCUCUACAAGGGUUUCAACAUUUCGGUUACCGGUAUCAUUGUGUACCGUGGUACCUACUUCGGAAUGUACGAUUCCGCCAAGGCUGUGAUGUUCGGAGAUGACAAGAACGUUAACAUCUUCUACAAGUGGGCGGUUGCUCAGUUCGUGACGAUCCACGCUGGUCUCGCGUCCUACCCGUUCGACACCGUUCGUCGUCGCAUGAUGAUGAUGUCCGGCAAGAAAUCGAGUGCCGACAUCAUGUACACCAGCUCACUGGACUGCUUCCGCAAGAUUCUGCGCAACGAAGGCGUCAACGGAUUUUUCAAGGGCGCUUUCGCGAACGUCCUUCGUGGCUUCGGUGGUGCCCUGGUGUUGGUCUUCUACGACGAAUUCCAGAAGCUGAUGAAGUGA
Messenger RNA from Babesia ovata, 903 nucleotides. Its product is annotated as ADP ATP transporter on adenylate translocase. Gene Ontology annotation, biological process: mitochondrial ATP transmembrane transport; mitochondrial ADP transmembrane transport. Gene Ontology annotation, molecular function: ATP:ADP antiporter activity. Gene Ontology annotation, cellular component: mitochondrial inner membrane. Bases 1 to 903 code for a protein of 300 amino acids. The transcript has a single exon. The record is from RefSeq and is a predicted model, not a curated record. NCBI's taxonomy places the organism in Eukaryota, Apicomplexa, Aconoidasida, Piroplasmida, Babesiidae.